This is a messenger RNA of Anas platyrhynchos (mallard), 2685 nucleotides long. RefSeq names its product matrix metallopeptidase 11 (gene MMP11). Lineage: Eukaryota; Metazoa; Chordata; Aves; Anseriformes; Anatidae. Gene Ontology annotation, cellular component: extracellular matrix. The record is from RefSeq and is a predicted model, not a curated record. Gene Ontology annotation, biological process: proteolysis; extracellular matrix organization; collagen catabolic process. Gene Ontology annotation, molecular function: metalloendopeptidase activity; zinc ion binding.
AUGGGGGAGCUGGAAAACACCUCCACCACCCUCCCACCCAGCCCUGCUUGCAGCAGCACAAUCAGGGAAUGUCCCGAGCUGGGGAGGGACCCACAAGGACAGAGCCCGAGUCCCAGGUCCGCCCCAAAACUCAAACUAGAAACGCUGAAGGCUGGGAGCCUGCCCCUGGGUGCAGAACCCGUGGGGAACUGCCCUGGGGGUCGGCCCCUUUGUGAACCCCCAGGGCUGGAAGAAGAGGAGGAGGAGGAGGAGGAGGAGGAGGAGGAGGAGGAGGAGGAGGAGGGCGGCCUUAUCCCUGCCCGGCUCCGCCCGGGGGCCGGCGGCCGCGUCCCCUCAGCCCCGCAGCGCCGCGGCCCGGCGAGGGGAGAACAAAAGGGCGGGCGGGCGGUGAAGGGAGGGAGGGGGGGGGAGAGAGAUAAAAGGCGCUGCGGGACACCCCCAUCGCCGCCACACAGCGCACCCCCAGCCCGCCCCUCAGCCCCGGCCCAUGUCCGAGCCCGGCCGCCGCCCGGCAUGGCCCGGCCGCCGCUGCCCGCCGCCGCCCUGCUCGCUGCCGCCCUCCUGCACUGCGCCCCCGCAGCGCCCGCCCGCCGCCCGCACAAGGCGGACGCGGCUCGAAAACAUCACCCCUGGAAGGAGCAGAGUCCCUGGCUGCUGCUGAACGCCCUCGGGACCGGCGUGCCCACCAAGGGCUUCCCCAUGGGGGCGGGUGAGCAGGCGGCUCGCUGGAACCCGCCCCGCUGCGGCGUGCCCGACCUGCCCGCGCUGCCCGACGGCCAGAACGGGCGCAACCGGCAGAAGAGAUUCGUCCUCUCGGGGGGGCGCUGGGACAAGACCGACCUCACCUACAAAAUUAUCAGGUUCCCGUGGCAACUUGUAAAAGCCAAGGUGAGAAGGACCAUCGAGGAGGCUCUGAAAGUCUGGAGCGACGUGACGCCGCUGACCUUCACCGAGGUGCAGGAGGGCCGGGCUGACAUCGUCAUCGAUUUCACGAGGUACUGGCACGGAGACAACUUGCCCUUCGACGGGCCCGGUGGGAUCCUGGCGCACGCGUUCUUCCCCAAGACGCACCGGGAGGGGGACGUCCACUUCGACUACGACGAGACCUGGACGAUUGGGAACAACCUGGGCACUGACCUCCUCCAGGUGGCUGCCCACGAGUUCGGCCACGUGCUGGGCUUGCAGCACACGGCUGUCUCCAAGUCUCUGAUGUCUCCGUUCUACAUCUUCCGCUACCCGCUGAGCCUGAGCGAGGAUGACAAGCAAGGCAUCCAGUACCUCUACGGGAAACCCAAGCUGGAUCCCGAGCCAACCCCGACGCAGCCAGCAGAGCUGCCCCAGCCAGACCUUGAAACGAACGAGAUCACCAACGUGGAGUCUGUGCAGCCCGACGCCUGCGACACGGCUUUCGACGCCGCGGCCACCAUCCGGGGCGAGCUGUUCUUCUUCACGUCCCGCUACGUGUGGCGGCUCCGAGCUGGGAAGCUGCAGGCCGGCUACCCAGCUCUGGCCUCUCGUCACUGGCAGGGGAUCCCGAGCUCUGUGGAUGCCACCUUCGAGGACCCCCUGGGCAAUAUCUGGUUUUUCCAAGAUUCUCAGUACUGGAUUUACGACGGCGAGAGGCGUGUCUCCGGUCCCACCCCGAUCGUGGAGCUGGGCCUCCCUGCUUCCCCCGUGCAGGCAGCUCUGGUCUGGGGGGCUGAGAAGAACAAGAUCUACAUCUUCAGCGGAGGCAACUACUGGCGCUUCAACCCUCACACCCGCCAGGUGGACAACAUCUACCCGCGGACCAUGGCCGACUGGCGCGGGGUCCCUCAGGAGAUCGAUGCUGCUUUUCAGGAUGAGUUUGGUUUUGCCUAUUUCCUGAGAGGCCGAGACUACUGGAAGUUCGAUCCCGUCCAGGUGAAGGUGCUGGAGGGCUACCCGCGCCCCAUCAGCCAGGACUUCUUCAGCUGCACCCCCUCCUCCAACUCCUUCAGAUGAGGGGGGUGCUUGCGGCCCCCCAUUUCCCUUCCAUCACCCCGACCUCCUGCAGCCACGCAGAGGGCUCCCUCUGCCAUUCCUGGCUUCCUCGCAGGCCCAGUGUCUGACACAGCGGGUGUCCGCCACAGCAAGCGGCAAAGUUUGCCCCUCUCCUCUUCCAGCAGCCCCAGCUUCAGUUGCUAUCCAUACAAAAGCGUCCGCCGUGUUCUUCACAGACGAGAGCCCUAAACCCUUAACUGGGACCAGGCUCUUCCAGCAAUAGCAUCCCACAAGCCAUCAAGCCGGCCUGGAAAGGGAUCACACUCUCCUAUUAACCCGGACCCCAUCACGCAGAGCUGCCUUGAUGGCAUUUCCUAUGUUUACGUAGGGCAGCCCUUGGGCUGUUCCAGCCUUGGAAGACACCUUCUGCUGAGGCAGCGUCCCCAGCGUGAGCCAGGGAGCCGUGAGGACACCGAGUGCCCGUGGGGGAGCUCGGGCAGCUCUGGGGGCUGUGGGGGGCCCCCACGAGCUCCCCAUGAACCUGGGUGCGGACCACGCGUGGCGCCGGGUCCCAGCGCUGGUCGCUGCCCUGGCGCUCACGCAGGCAGAGCAAAGGCGGCAGCAGCGGGCCGCGGGUGUAAAUGUUUGUACGACGUGUAUAAACCCUGCGAUAUAUACUGUGUAUAUAUUUAUGUACCAAUAAACCGCCUCUUUUCUACCUCC